CAAACAUUUAAACAUUUAUGGUUUAUAGGACAAAUCACAAGGAAGGUCAGUCUAAGAGAGUGCAAUGGUCGACAACAGCAAUCGUAAAGUGUUGAUCGCUAUGGACGGAAGUGAAUAUUCCGAGGAAGCUCUGAAAUGGUUUGCAAGUAAAGUGUACAAAAAUGAAGAUGAUGUUAUUGUGCUCCACGUGACAGAUCAUAAAGAAUCUCUAUCCUAUUCAUCUCCCUGGUUACCUAUGGACCCCAUGAUAUUCCAAAUGAAAGUAAAGGAGGAGGAAGACAAGGCCAAAGAAACAAUCAAGAAAGUGGAUGCCUUAAUCAAGGAUGUCGGGAUUAAAGCACACGUCAUUCGAGCCCAUGGCAAUCCCGGAGAACAGAUCACUAAAAAGGCUGAAGAACUGGGUGUCAGCAUGGUCAUCAUUGGAUCUCGUGGACUGGGAACGAUCAGGCGGACUAUAAUGGGGAGUGUCAGCGAUUUUGUGUUACACCAUUCGCACAUACCUGUCGUGAUAUUUCGCCAUUAAUGAAAUAUAGAUAUAUCAUAUUAAUCACGAACAACCCGUACCAUUACUGUCAAAAUCUUAUAAUGAACAGCUGCCUUUUAGUGUUUUUAAUGUUGCUUAUGAUCAUCACUAUGAAAAAUCAAGCUCUCUACUUGAGUAGAAGAAUUGAUUUUAAGAUUUCAUAGAUCUUGUUGUUCUGUAAGAAAUUGGUUCUAAAUGCUUUUGAAAGACAUAUGUUUCAUGUACAUGAGUUCAAAUAAUACAUUUAUUUAAUAAUUCAACACUUACCAGAGAUUCUGUAUAGUAUUGUAUUUUGACAGUCCGUUAUGAAGUAUCAUAUAACAAAGAAAGAUACUUUGCGGGUUCCAGUUAAUGUUCAACCAAGCCUCUUCCUUUACUCCUCACUAAGAUAUUUCCAGUAAUGAAGGAGAAACUUCAAGAGUACUGCGCAACAAUAUAUUCAAGAAGUGAUGUGAAUCAGAUGUGGAUACUUAAAAAUUUCAAAGAACUAUUGAAAUCACAAGAUUUUACCAAAAUCAACAGCUUAAAAACUUAUGACUUUUUAACUUAAUAAACAACCCAUUCCCCACGAUAAAUUAAAGUCCAGGCUUUUUGAUAUCAUUGACAGCUGCUUUUUCAUUUAAAUAAAAGUGGAACUUAUG
Messenger RNA from Saccostrea cuccullata (small rock oyster), 1164 nucleotides. Its product is annotated as universal stress protein YxiE-like. The coding region runs from base 65 to 523 and encodes 152 amino acids. The record is from RefSeq and is a predicted model, not a curated record. Lineage: Eukaryota; Metazoa; Mollusca; Bivalvia; Ostreida; Ostreidae. The transcript has 4 exons.